CCUGCCCGCCUGGACAGGGCCCCUGCUGCCUGUGGAUGAGCCAUCGGACCUCCUCCGCCUUCAGAGCGGAGAGAAGCUUCCGUUCCUCCUCUUCCUCCUCCUCCUCUUCAUCUUCGGCCUCCCGUGCCCUUCCAGCUCAGGACCCACCCAUGGAGAAGGCCUUGGGCAUGUUUUCAGACGAUUUUGGCAGUUUCAUGCUGCCCCACUCGGAGCCCCUGGCCUUCCCAGCAGCCCUACCCACAGCCCGUCCCGGAGGACAAGGGAACAUCAAGACCCUCGGGGAUGCCUACGAGUUUACAGUGGACAUGAGAGACUUCUCCCCUGAAGAUAUCAUUGUCACCACCUCCAACAACCACAUCGAGGUGCGGGCUGAGAAGCUGGCAGCUGAUGGCACAGUCAUGAACACCUUUGCUCACAAGUGCCAACUACCAGAGGAUGUGGACCCUACAUCGGUGACUUCGGCCCUGCGAGAGGACGGCAGCCUCACCAUCCGGGCGCGGCGUCACCCCCACACAGAACAUGUCCAGCAGACCUUCCGGACGGAGAUAAAAAUCUGAGGGUCUCCCCACCCCUGGCCUCCCCCCCAUCUCCUCCCCCACUGGCCUGCUGGUGAGGUCACCAUGACUCCUGACAAUGGCUCCUGAGAACAUCUCAGCCUAGGCCCCAGUCACUCCACGUACUCUUUGGCCCCAGGUGGGUCACCCCCGCCCCAAACUAGGGCCCUCCUCUCCACCCAAGGCAGUGCAGGGACCCACUUACCCUCACCCAGAUAGACCCUCCCUAUUUCUUAGUUCACAAUAGAGGGGCUGAGGUACCGACCUGGGGAGCAAGACAGGAACAGUCUGUAACACAGAGUGGUGCAUGAAUGGCAUUUCUUCAGGGCAAGGGACCAGGGGUCCUGGCAAGUGUACUAUGAAAGGCUGGCCACCAAGCACUGCUUCUGGCCUAGGCAGACUGCCUCAGGGAAGCCAGAGAGAUAGCCAUGACUGUCACCUCCCUUGUAACUUUCAAAGCCUCAAACCCAGGGCUCCCUGUCACCCUGAGCCUCUAACAGCUACGUGUACCAGGCAAGGACGCCUGUACCUAGACAGGAUUUAUUAAAUGAAGUUUCUAUCUCUAAUUGCUGGUGUGUGAGGCCAGAGCCCCAGGCUCCUCUCUGCAGAGAAGGUCCUCUGUGGAAGGAAGAGGAAGAGCCAGGACUUGUACACACACAUACACACGCCAUUGUCCUGACCCUGAAAUACUCAUCCCCACUGGUUGGAGCCUAAUUCAAAGCAUUCUAGAAUCACACUUAGCGUCUCUGUUUCCAUCAACGGAGACGUGGCCUCUCUAAGCCAGUUGGAUGCCCAGGUUUGUCUCUGAAGCCAGCGCUGCCUCAGCCCUCUCUCAGCCUCUCACCUCUGGGUCCUGGGGAGACUCUUCCCCCCUUCCACCUCUCCUGAGUCACGUGCCCUGCUUCACCCUAACUGCAGACAGUGGCCACAGGAUGAGCCCCAAACAAGAUCCCUUCUGGCCCCCAAAUCCAGGGCUAAAACCUUUGUCAGCCUUAACCCUGGGGAACCUGGGCUCUGACUCAGUCUCCACGUGUAAAAUGAGGUGCAAAAGAGGGGAAGCUCACUUUUAGUUGGGGGUCCCUGGGGCCUCUGGCUCCUGAAGUCUUGGGACCCUCCUAAUAGGGAGGGGGAGGGGUUCGUGGGAGUCUAGUCUAUAACCUGUACACAAUAAAAGGACACUAUGACAGACUU
Grammomys surdaster is the source of this 1745-nucleotide messenger RNA. RefSeq names its product heat shock protein family B (small) member 7 (gene Hspb7). Lineage: Eukaryota; Metazoa; Chordata; Mammalia; Rodentia; Muridae. Bases 36 to 557 code for a protein of 173 amino acids. Gene Ontology annotation, biological process: heart development. Gene Ontology annotation, cellular component: nucleus; cytoplasm. The transcript is spliced from 3 exons. The record is from RefSeq and is a predicted model, not a curated record.